Bombus pyrosoma is the source of this 9558-nucleotide messenger RNA. RefSeq names its product protein pangolin, isoforms A/H/I/S. Gene Ontology annotation, molecular function: DNA-binding transcription factor activity, RNA polymerase II-specific; RNA polymerase II cis-regulatory region sequence-specific DNA binding. NCBI's taxonomy places the organism in Eukaryota, Metazoa, Arthropoda, Insecta, Hymenoptera, Apidae. Gene Ontology annotation, biological process: canonical Wnt signaling pathway; regulation of transcription by RNA polymerase II. The transcript is spliced from 10 exons. Gene Ontology annotation, cellular component: beta-catenin-TCF complex. Bases 111 to 3566 code for a protein of 1151 amino acids. The record is from RefSeq and is a predicted model, not a curated record.
GCCGUGGAUGAACGGUCGCGCGCGCGCCAACGCUCACCGAAUCCGUGGGAUUCGCAGACCACCGCUGGCCAGGAGAUUCCUCCGCCGCGGGAACGCUUCCGCCGUGGACGAUGUCGCCCCGUGGCAGCAAGUGCACGCGCCUCAACGCCAGGGCGACCUCGAAAUCGAAGUCUAGCGCUAUACGUGGCGCUAAUAGUCAUCAGCCAAACCAUCAUCAUCAUGACCAGCAACGUCGACAAGCCGAGGAAGAAACAGGACAGGCAACGGACGUGGCUGACGAAGAAGAGAAAACCGUUAAAAGUGGCCAGUCUCAGAAUGAAGGUACCACGACGACAACAACGACGACAACGACGACGACAACGACGACCAGAACGAGUAAGUCUGCGGUGGCAGCGUGCGAGGGUCGAUCGUCGUGGGCGGCGCGCAUGCGCCAGCCCCUGGAGAGUAGCCUCGAGCCCCGUGAAAACGGCACCCUGGUGCAACGAUGGCCGACCAGCAGACAACGCCGCCGCGAGCGGAUCGCUACUACCGAGGAUGAUCCCAAUCAAGGCGAUGGUACGGUAUCUUCGUCCACGUCUUUGUCUUCGCCAGCUGCGUCCUCCUUCACGGACGCGUCAUCUAGAAGAUCCAUCUCGCCUCCAUCGAGCAUCUCGUCUCCGGCACACUCCACCUCGUCUACGUCUACUGGAGCUAUCUCCCGGGAGAAUAAUUCAAGCAAAGAUAAUGAUCGAGGAAAUGAUCGAACGAACGAAGAAUCAAAUACGGUGGAUUCUGGAAGGUACGGUAACGAGUCACAUCAAGAUAGAAUCAGAAAAAGGAAGCAGGAGAGACAGUGUUUCAUCAGGUCACGAAGUGUUAGAGAGGUGAUAACGGAGAAAUCUGCGGUUGCUACGCCAUCAACGUUGUCUACUUGUGUUCCUACUUCUUCGACGGUCUCCUCUUCCUCGCCGUUCUCCUCUUCUGUCUCCACGACUUCCGACAAGGUCACGGAGCAGUUCACGCAAGCUAAUAUAAGAGGCUGCCCUCCGGUCACUCAUUCGUCCGUUAUAGAGAGCCUGAGGAACGCUCUGGAAAGCUACGAUCGUAGUAGAAUCUACCUCGCACAUGUGUCCUUCCUGGAUUGGCGGGACCUGCCUGGACGACGUCGCGCCACCUCCACAGCUGGCGAUUCCGAGAGGGUGUGGGUGGUGGGGGCGGCGGAUCACGAGGGCCACCACAGGACGCGACUGCUGGUAACCGGUCGCCAUUGGCGGCCACGUUGCCUCAGACGAGUCAACAUGCUGAGCCAGCCUGUGAUCUACGCUGGUGGUGGCAGGGGUUCUCUCACGGUGGAUCUGUUCCUCUGGUGGUUCCAUCGAGAGUUUGCCGUGACGGCGAUGGCCAUGCAUCCCGACGGAGCUGUGUUGGUCGCUGAGACCGCGGAUUAUUUGCCACCAGAGGCUGACUGCGUAGCUGCGGAUGGAUUGGUCAGAUUGUUCGUGGUACCGAAAGAUUGCCUCGAAAUGAGGAUCGUAAUUAGAGAGUUAAGAGUCAGACUGGCGACGGGUGUUCUUUCUAGAGCUUGCUACGGAGUCCAUCGGAAAAUCUCCAAUUCUAAUAAAGAAACAGAUACUUUAACCACGUAUUUAAAGAAAUUCACGUUGAAGGAAGCUUUCGCCGAUCUGCACAGAGCAUGGCUAAGCGUCAGGUCAGAUACCUUCGCAAGAAGUUGGAUCCUGCCACGAGAUCGCGAUGACCCCUCAAUCGGUUGUUCGAACAACAUCAUCGGCCUCACUUUAUCGUCUCGGAUACACGCGUCUGAUCAAGAGGAAGACAGGAUGCUUCUAAUCGAGCUGCAGAACGUCGCUCGGGAAGUGGGUCUGGAGGUCAGCGACGACGAACUGAGCAAAUGGAUCCUCGACGACGAGAGCAGCGAAGCCUGGUGCGUCAGGAAGAAGGAGUUGGAAGAGGAUCAUUGCCGCGGGGUGAAGAUCGAGGCGGAAGAGAAGUGGGCCGAUUACGAGGGUGGGAAGCAACAAGGGACAGACGACGAGGAGGACGAGGAAGAGGAGGAGGAUGAAGACGAGCCGACCGCGGAAGAAACCGUCGGUCUACUGUCGAGGGUGCUGACUUGGAUGGAGCGGGAGCCUCUCGAUCCAGGACUAUUACUCGCUGUCAGAUCGAUGCGCGAUACCGCCGCACUCAUGGCGAGCAAGAUGGGCCUGGCGGGGACGCAUCCGAGCGGUUUGCCCUUCUUCUGCCCCAAUGGGGACCACCUGACCCAGCCACCGCCUGCUCAUAUGGGAAUUCCACCGUACGGGACGCUCGAUGCGGGUAAAGCAGCCGCAGCGGCAGGUCUGACGAGAGCACCCAUGUAUCCCUUCUCCACGGGUCAAUAUCCGUACCCCAUGCUUAGUCCGGAAAUGACGCAAGUCGCCGCUUCCUGGCACACACCGAGCAUGUACCCUAUUUCCCCGGCAAGCACUGGUUUCCGAAGUCCAUAUCCCACGAGUUUGCCCAUCACAAGUUCUAGUUUACCAAGUGAUCUCUACCGGUUUUCGCCGACGGGUCUGAUGCCCCCGCACCCUGGACUUAGUCCGCACGCACACGCGUUGGCGUCCCACGCACUGGUAUCCUCGGCGCCGAAAACGGAUCAUUCCACCCUGGAUCACAAUCACAGGUCUACGGUAGAACAGAAGAAUUCCACGUCGUUACCGGCGGAUAACGCGAAAGCACAGGACACAGGGCAACAGAACAAUCAAGAUAAAAAGAAACCCCAUAUAAAAAAGCCUUUGAACGCGUUCAUGCUGUACAUGAAGGAGAUGAGGGCGAAGGUCGUGGCGGAGUGUACCUUAAAAGAGAGCGCCGCGAUCAACCAAAUAUUGGGAAGACGAUGGCACUCGCUAAGCCGGGAGGAGCAGGCGCGGUAUUAUGAGGCGGCCAGGCAGGAGCGCCAUCUCCAUCAGCAACGAUACCCCGGCUGGAGUGCCAGGGAUAACUACGGAUACGGCAGCAAGAAGAAGAAGAGGAAGAAAGAACGGUCCGCAGAUCCCACCGGAGGUAACAACAUGAAGAAGUGUCGCGCCAGGUACGGAUUAGACCAGCAAAGCCAGUGGUGCAAGCCGUGCAGACGUAAGAAGAAAUGUAUCAGAUACAUGGGGGAGGGAGGAGACGGCGACGGCGAAGCGGACGGCGAAGGCGAGGACGAUCAUUCGGAGGACAACCUUGGCAGCGUGGGGGAGGCAGGCACUCCCGAAGAUGACGAGUCUCUGAGCAGUCCCGGGGGUUUGUCUGCGUUGUCUAGUCUGGCUAGCCCGUCACUGGUGUUACCGUCGCCCUCGAGCCUGGCCAGCCCGUGUCCCUGCCCCUUGACGCCCCCGGUGCCGCCACCGCCUCUGUCCAACCAUAGCAGCCAGCCGCACAAUCAGCCGGCGCAACCGCCGCCGCCGCACCGUAACCCGGUCGGUACCAAUCCCCACGAUAUCAACAAUCCCCUUAGCGUGAACCAACUGACCGGACAGUGUAUAAAGAGUGAAGUGGUGUCGGCGCCGUCGGGCACGUCCAACCCGGCGAUCAGUGUUACGUAGCCCCGGCCGGAACCACGUGACAAGUCUGUUGCUGGCACCGUCAUUGCGUGUGUCCUCGACAACAGGGUCCGUGUACGUGUUGAACAAACGAGGUGCUGGACGAUGUGGACGAUUAUUACUGUCGCGAUCUGGGCGAGCACGAGCACGGAGAAAGCGGCGGGGUGCUGCCUCUUAUCGAGAUCACCUCUGAUGGUUUUCUUCGUUGGGAUCCUCGGCAAACAAGAAUCCAGGUUACGAAGGAUGUUGGAGGUGUUUAGAGAAGAUGCGCUUUAUACUUGGCCUGAUCGGAUAGGAGGUUGCAAGUCGAAGCGGAGGAGUGUCAGGUUGGAGCAGGAUCGUCUUCGAUGAUGGAGGAAGAAUGGUUUGAUCGGCGACAGGGAGGAAGCUGGAGCUUUUUCUGGAGAAUAGCGUCCAGCCUCGAGAUGUUCGUUCGCCCGGGGCUUCACCCAGUUCCAUGGAAACUGCGCGAUGUGAGACGUUUAUAUGUGUACCGAUGAUGGUGUGAACGAACUGACGGACAAUGCGAACAAACGAUUGAGAAUUUUGAGGAAAAUACGAUGCAGAAAUACUCAGGACCAAGUGUCUGGCUGUAGUCACCCACUCGAGAGAGAGAGAGAGAGAGAGAGAGAGAGAGAGAGAGAGAGAGAGAGAAAGAGAGAGUAAGAUUGCUAGCGUGUUUGGAAGAGUGAGAGGCAGAAUGGAUCAGAGGAUUGGUAUGUAUGAACGGGUGCGAAAGAAAAAAGGAGUGAGAUAUGCGUGAAAGGAGAAUACAGGGUGGCGAUAAAAGUGCGCGUGACACAGCUUGUAGUCCUUGUUACGUUGUGAUGCCAAUGACUGAGAGGUCAUGUUCCUGUGCCAGGUACUAUAUUCUAUAAAAUAAAUAUACCGCAGACGUAUAACUAAAGGUUAAACGAGCGAGCAAGAAAGAACGAAAGGAAAGUUUGAAGAUAUGUAUGUAUCGCGUAUGCAAGGUAGAAUGAAAGUACGACGAAAGGAUGACGAAGAAAAAUAAGAGAAGAGAACAAGAGGAAUAGAUGAUGAUGAUGAGUCAAGAGAGCGGGACAGUUUUCUCAUCAUUGAUUUUAUUCAACCUCACGGUAUCAAAAUACCUAUUCUUCUGUAUGUAAUUUGUUAUUUUUUUAAAAGUCUAUACACACACACACUGUGCGAUUGAUUAGCGUGUAAGAUCUCUUUUCUUUUCUUAUUUUUAACCGGGAAAUCGUUCAUCUUUUAAGUUCCCCCUUUUUUUCUUUUUUUUUUUUAUGUAUAAAUCUAUGAAUACUUUACUCCAUUCUUUUCCGGUCCAACCAUCCCUUUUUGUAGUUUCUUGUGGAUUGGCAGGUGGAAAAUUGAAUUCGUCUACGUAUGAUUCUCUAGUUUCCUUUUCCUCGGUCGAUCUCCAUUGCAUAAUAGUGAUAAUCUAUUAUUUAGAGAACUUUUAAAAGUCUCAGGAAUUUUAACUCAACUUGACAAUUAAACGAAGACUCUCCUUCGUGAACGAUCUGUUUCAGUUUUUGAUAAAAAUAUCAAUUUUCUACAUUUAUGUUCCUGUUAGAAUAAUAUUAAAUUCAAGGAACUAAAUUAUACGGAAAGAUAAAAGUAUAUAAAGAAAUGGAAGAUUAAGAGCGAACAAACCCGAGCACAAGCCAGCGCGUGCUUUAGAGCUGUGAAUCGACCAAGACAAUAACUAUGAGACUGUUCUGGCGUCGAACGCGUGAACCAGAGCUUCCAUUAAAACGUGUCCGAGGGUAGCCUUGUGCUCGUCUCCGUUCCUCUUUGAUCGUUCACGAUCGAGCCAGAAGGGGACAAACAUACACGCAGACGCGUUGCAUUAUUUAUCAAGCGUCGUCCUGAUCGAGCGAAGAUCGUUUCUUCGCGCGUUCGCUUCUUCCCCUGACCAAUCCGUUCCUCUUACUCUUCGCUUAUAUUCGUUUUUUCUUUUUAUUUUAUCUUUCUUUUCUUGAUUUUUGUCUUAUGAUCUUCCGCGCCAGGAGUCGCGUCGCCUCCAUAGGAAAUUAUGGAAUUAAUCAAACUUGAUUCUUCGCGACGUACUUCAUUGGAAUGAAGAAAAUUUUCUGUAAAAGGCAAAUUAUAAUUUUAUUUCUUUUUUUUUAUUUUCGUUUAUUUCUUUUCUUGUCUCCCACUUUUUAAUUUUCAAAUGGGCAGAGAUCGAAGAUCUUUCUCCGAUUUAUUCUUGCAUAGAAAAGGAAGCGUUCUAUUAAAGAAAAGUUUGUUUAGAAAUUUUCUGAAUACAUACACAAUGGAAAUUACGAAAAUUCAUCGAUGUUAUUUAAUGAUUGUGAUUAUGGUGUGAUUAUGUUUGUUCAUCCGGAUGGUUGGAACGAUGAGUUUCCGCUGUGCUUUCUUUUGUCUCAUUAUUUUAAUGACGUGUUGUUUUUAUGUGUAAUUAAGCGGCGAUGUCCAUUGUUGUUGUAUAGCGGAACGAUUAAAAAAGAAAGAAAGAUAUUUUAGCCGAUCGAGCGACCGUUUUUCUUUUUUUCAUCUUUUUUAAAUAUUUUUUCUGUAUUAUUCCUUUUUUUUCCUUUCUUUUAAUCGGGCUUUUGCGUUUCUCUUUGAAUCUUUGUUACUGUGAAAUAAUGGCGCGAACCGAUUCGUGAAUUCUGUAUACGUCUCUGCACACAUCGCGACGACAUGUUUGUAUUUCUCGUUUUAUAUCGUCAUUUUGUUUCUGUACUUUUCUGCAUUGUAAUCGAGAUUCACCGACGAUCAUCGUUAUUCGUGUGCAAGAGAAAGAGGCCGACCGUUGCACAAUGUUACGUUUGCGUUUUCAUGGGAAUUUUUUUUUUAUUUUUAUCUUUUCGAUAAAGCUGGUUGUGAUUUGGUUUUAUUUACAAUGAUCAUGAAUUAAAGAUCCCUUUUCUGUUCGUUCAUCUUUACAAUCAACAUUUUAAAUGUUAUUUUAAUUUGAACAACCUUGGUUCAGUUUCAAUAAAUUAAUCAACGAUUCUGCGAAAUUAUUAAUCUCCGGAAGCUUUUCCAAGAUAUUUCCAUUAUUUUAUUUAUCGUAUACCGUGUAGCCUGGAAAUAUCGAAUCCUCGGUGUAAUCUCUUUUAUAUUUCUUAUAAAAAGAGUUUAGAUAAAAAUGUAAGAAGAAAAUCAGAUGUGACGAAAUAAAAACGAAAAGGAUGAAACGAAGAAAUGAAGCACGCGCCGAAUAAGAGAGAAAUUGCACUCCCGGAAAACUAUCGAACAUUUGUUCCUUUUUCCCCCUUUUUUUUCUCUCGUGCGUUUUCAUUAGCGGUGCAGCUCUUAUGUACAUAAGAUAUAGAUACGUUUGUUUAAAGGUGCAUUUGUUACGUCUAAUGGGAAUGUGCAAUGGAGGACUGUAACGAUGAAGAAGAAGAAGAAAAAGAAGAAGAAGAAAAAGAAGAAGAAGAAGAAGAAGAGAAAGAAGACGAAGCAGAGAAAGAAGACGUAGACGAGGAAGAAAAAAAGAGAUGCGUCAUGUCGAAGUCUCGCGAGCGUAUGUUUUAAAAGGAAAAUAAGAAAAAGUGCGCGCGAGAGAGAGAGAAUGAAAGUGUAUGUGUGUGUACGUAUGCGCAAAACGAAAAGCGACGUUAAAAGGAACAUUUUUCCUUUCUUUCUUUACCUUCCCUCACUGUACCUCAUUUUGUUUCUUCUUUUUUUUUUAUACAUGUAUAUGUUCUUCUCUAUUUCCACGUUUUUCUUCUCGAUAAAAAUCUUGACUGAAGUGACCACAAUUAAUGCCUGUAUAGCGAGAACGUAAGAUAAAAAGCUUGUAAUACGCGUCGACCGAACAUUUAAACUUGAAACGUGCCAUAACGACAUCAUGCCAAUAUUAUAACGAUAAUACAAUACUUUUUUACGAUUUACGAUCCGUUUUCGAACCUCUAGAAGCCUCUGUCAGUCGUGUACGAAACGGUUGUUUCUGCGUUCACCACGGGUCUGCGCCUCUUGGUUCUUUUGCCGUGUUUUUACCUCGGCCACCGAUUUCUUCUCUCCCUUCAUUGCCUCGUUCCCACUCGAUCGCGAACGCCUCUGCACGCGAUCCUUACAUUCUAGCGUCACGAAUCAUGAAGGCUCUUCGAGAUCCAGCCACGAUCCUCGGCUACCGUGUUCUGUAAAUUGAUAAAUGCUGUCUAAUAAUCCUAGAGGCUGAUCCAAGGUUUUGCAUAGUUCGACGAACUAUCGUGAGAUUUUGAACGCGAAUCUCUGUUGAUGAUAUCUACCGAUUAAAUCUCUAUAUAGCUGGUUCGUGUUGAAACCGGAGAGUGAAGAUCGAUUGCCGUUUCUCAUUUUAAAUUGAAAAUUAAAAAGUAGUGAUAAAUAUAUUGCAUUUGUACAUGAAGAUACGUAAGUGAAAUAAGUUUUGGAAAAUGUAGACGUAUGAUCGCGCAAUUUCUCAUCUCACUGAAUAGUCUUCUAAUUCUCAAAUAAAUUCUCAAAUUUGAUCGCAAUAAAUGACAAAAGCUUACCGUAUUACGUACGAAUAACCAAGAUGGUGAAAAGCAUGCUUUCCUAUAAAUAUCAUAAAUUUCGAUUGCGAAGAGUUGCACUAUCUUCAAAACAUAGAGAUCUUGUAUUAAAUUUUCAGAAAUAGAGAUAUUUUGUAAUUUAUAUUCUUUGAGUACUAAGUUUCAAUAUUUCAAUCCUGUGGAAUGAAAGGAAUGAUCUUCCGAUUUUCAAUUCUGUUAAAAAAAAAAAAAGAAUUCAAUAUUUAUCUCGAACAUACUUGGAGGCUAAGAGAACAAUAGAAUCGACAGCUAGAAAACAGUUUGAAUCGCGGUUCGAGAUACGAUCGAGCGGACGAGGCUUCAAACGAACAAAUACGGGCAAGGACGACCAGCGGUUCACGGAACGAUCGCGAGAAAGAAAGAAAGAGAGAAAGCUAUCGAGCGAGCAAGAAAAGGACUACCGAUUGUACUGACAGACGUUAGCCACAAAGAAAAAGACUCGUUAAUCCGUGUGAUGUAUUAUUCCGUGUGUAUAUCGCGUGUAUGUAUGCGUGCGUGUGUGCAUGAGACGAUGACUGGUGUGUGCGAAAAACCGAGUUACGGAGGCAGAGAUCAUCCAUGAACGUGUAGACGCUCGUUUUCAACGGCAGAUAGGAAAGCAUUUAAACGCGUUUCCUCGUUCAUCGACCAGAGAAUUACACUUGUAACUGCGACACAUUGUCCAUAAUAUCGUCCUGACUACCGCGCAUUCGUUCAAAGAUUCGUUUAUUCGUUCUUUCUAUGAUGAUACCAUAAAUAAUCUAUCGAAAAAGAUGUGCCAUGAAUACAUGGUGCGCAAUUUGAGGUCAGUUUUACUCGUGGCAAACAGGCGAAUCGAUGGGAAAAACGCGUGGACAGUCAGGACGAUUAUUUUUACCGAAUCAAAACCCGCGAGUCUGUCGUUCAUUGGAAUUCUGCCCGCGAAACUCGGCGUUAAUUCACUUUGCGAGGAACGAGACGACGUCACGAGGGUCCGUCGUGGCCCCCACGAGUGGUCAGGGAUGAGGAAGCUAUUCCUCAUCGGUAACAUUUUAAGAAAAAAAGGAGGAGAUGGAGGGAACGUGUUCGUGAAACGAAAGAAUGGUAGAUAAGAGCGUCAUAAAUGUGGAAUAGCUUCCGGGAUCCGCUUGUAAACACGGCCUACAGACCACGUGAGAAACGUCAUACGAAAAGUCACUCGGGAACGCCCUAACUGCUACCGAUUAUGAAUCGUGUUUCUUCUUUUUCAUGGCGAGGAAAAGGAAGAAGGUCAGGCGCGGUUAGGCUCGUCUCGCUUCAAGGAGUGCUUGUAACAUAUUGUAAAGUAUCACCGACAGUUCUCAGCUGCGUUGUACAGUGUUUUCUAAGUAUCUAGUUUAUAUAGCGUGUAAUUGAAGAGGAUACAUUGUAUUUACACUAAAUAAGUGAUCUGUAUCAAAUUCAUUCUCGUAUAGCCUGUACUCCUACUCAUUGUAGAUGCUAAAAGUGAUUUGUGUCAUAAAGAAACCUAUAAAUAAAAUUAGCAAUUUGAGAAUGUU